Molecule: messenger RNA, 3074 nt
Organism: Oryctolagus cuniculus (rabbit)
Lineage: Eukaryota; Metazoa; Chordata; Mammalia; Lagomorpha; Leporidae
Source: RefSeq, a predicted model, not a curated record
AACUCAAUAAUACUCCUUCAAGUAGUUCUAGGCCCCUCCCCCAUCCAUGAGCAAGAAUGGGAAUGAAUUCCUGGCUCAGGUUCCGCCCCUGUGCAACCCCAGCUGCAAUAGCUGCCUGGAGUCUGUGAGGGGGCUUUGCUUUGCUGCCGCAGGGUGAAGCCUGUGACCACGGGGUAAGCUGUUCUAACUAGCAACUCACUUUGCUUUCAGCUACUGAAAUUACGCACAUUGGUCUCGCACCAACAGAAAAGGCUGGGAAUGAUGGCAGUCACUGGGUAAAAACGGGACGGUAGCAAAGUACAAAGCGUCUUCCUCAGUUCGACGUUUUCCUAACCCAGUCAUCUUCUUGAAAAACAAAAAAACAAACGAAAGAAAACAAAAAGCAGGGUCUCCCAGCAACUCAAGUUGAUGUGUCCACUGCUUGGAAAUCCGCAUUGCCUCUCACAUAAAGACAGAAAGGAACGGUACUUGAGCAGAACCGCAGGCGAAAGGUACGCGAUACCAGUUAAGCAACAUCUGAAGCCCAGGACAGAGAAGACAAGAGCCCCACGUCUUCAUCAGGAGCACAAUUUAGUUUUUGCUCAUCUGGGACUUGCAAAACACAACAAAAAAAAAUACACUUAUGUAUGCUUUGCCACGAAGUGAGCAUCUUGAUGAUAAUUUCAAGAUGUAGUAGUAGUCAAGUUUGAUAGAAGUACGGUUUGAGAAAAGGCAAUGUUGGAACAAAAACAAGGACUUGAGCCUGACGGUGCACCGGCGGGGUGGGGGUGCAGGGAGCCGCGGGAAGAGCUGGGAGAGCACAGAGCCCGGAGGAGCGGUACCUGGCCCAGGCGGGUGUGCGCAGCGAUCCUGGGAAGCUCAUGAGGAACCGCGGGCCACUGCAGGGCCCCCGGGCGGCGAGGCUCCCGAGCGGGGAAACCGCCGAAGGGGUCUGUCCUCGGGAGCUGCGAAGCCAGGGGGCGGUGCUGAUCGGGGCAGCGGCGUCUCUUCGCCUGCCCGCCUCACGCCCCGUUUCCUUCGGACCCUCUUCAGCCAGCCCCAGCCAGGAGGACAAAUCUCACGAGGCGGACCCUGCUGCCGCGAGGUUCGGUCGAGGCCCCGGAAGCAAGUUUCGCCCGUCUCGCCGGCGCCCCGCGCGAUGCCUCCACAGCAGACUCCACCUGCCUGCGUCUGUGCCGGUCCGAUCUCGCCGUCCGCGCCGGGGAUGCGGGCCUGCGCCGAAUGCCGGGACGGAGCGGUGCCCGCGCUCGCAGGGACCCGGGGGGCGGCAGCGUGGGCGCAGCCGGGCCACACUCCUCGCCGCGCCGCCAGCCCCUGCCCUCCCUAGCCAGGACCUCCGCUCGCCCGUGGGCUUCCACGUCGGUGCGCUCGGCCCGGCCACCCCUGCCCGCUUCCCCGGGCGCCAGCUGCCAGGCGACCGGCCAAUCCGCGUGUGCAGUUCAAGAUUCCCGCCGCUCCACUGGCUCUUCCCCCUUCCCCUCUGUUUUCCCAUUUUUUUUUCUUUUAAACUUUCACCCCGGUUAAGCUGUUUUGAUCCCAAAUCCUCAACUCGGACAUCUCUCCGGCGGGAUUCAGCGCGGCCUCGGAACACCCGCCGUCGCCGUCCCCGGUGCGCGCUCGCCCCCUCGCCCGCCGGGGACGCACCGGGGCGGGGCGGGGCGGGGCCCGAGGGCUCCGGGCGGCGGCGGCGGCGGAGGGGCGGAGCAGCCUCCCGCACCGGGGGGAGCCCUGGGGCUCGCCCCUGCCCAGCCGUUCGGACCGUGGCGGCCGCUGCCCGGCGGGUGCGCGCAGCAGCGGCCAGCGGGCCAUGGAGACCGGGAGACGCUCGGCGGGAGGAGGCGGGGUGGGGGAGGCGGGGAGAGCGCGGGCGUGGAGGCUGGCAGGGGGCGCUGGAGGCUGGAGCGGUCCGUGCGCUCCCCGCGCCCGAGGGUGCAGGCGGCUCUGAAGCGGCGGCUGCUCCGCCGAGCCGGCGCGGCGGCUGGGGGCGCGCGGGGCGGGGGGGGGGGGGGCUGCCGCCGCCGCCGCCGCCGCCGGGGGCGUCGCCGGGCUCGGCCCCUUUGUUCUCGCGCGCUCCCCCUCGCCGCCCACUCCCCUGCUGUCGCGCGGCGGCGGCGGCGGCGGCGGCUCCUCCCGCCCGAGGCAGUCGGGCUGGGCGCCGGGGGCGGGAGGGGGCGGGGGGAGCGCGCCAGCCGCCGAGAGUGGGGGGCGAUGGCGAAGCUCCGGGUGGCUUACGAGUACACGGAAGCCGAGGACAAGAGCAUCCGGCUCGGCUUGUUUCUCAUCAUCUCGGGCGUCGUGUCGCUCUUCAUCUUCGGCUUCUGCUGGCUCAGUCCCGCGCUGCAGGAUCUGCAAGCCACGGCGGCCAACUGCACGGUGCUGUCGGUGCAGCAGAUCGGCGAGGUGUUCGAGUGCACGUUCACCUGUGGCGCCGACUGCAGGGGCACCUCGCAGUACCCCUGCGUCCAGGUCUACGUGAACAACUCCGAGUCCAACUCCAGGGCGCUGCUGCACAGCGACGAGCACCAGCUCCUGACCAACCCCAAGACCAGACGACGUGCUCCUGCACCGCACGCACGAUGAGAUCGUCCUCCUGCACUGCUUCCUCUGGCCCCUGGUGACAUUUGUGGUGGGUGUUCUCAUUGUGGUCUUGACCAUCUGUGCCAAGAGCCUGGCCGUCAAGGCAGAAGCCAUGAAGAAGCGCAAGUUCUCGUAACGGGGAGCAGGCCCGCGGGGAACAAAGCACAGAAGCUGCACUUGCUGGCACACGCCCACCUGCAGAGCCCGUGUUUCCUGGUGCAGGCGACGGAGGGGGCCGCGACAGGUCUCCGAGAGGCUCCUCCCUCCGUGGCAGCAGAAGCAGGCACAGUGGAAGCCUUGGAACCUCAUCGCUUGUAUUCUGUGUGUCUCGCCAUGGCUGAAGGGUCAAGUUCUGAGCUGUAUGGAGUAACUGUUUCAGAAAACCCAAUAAGAAGUUCAUUUCUUUGGAAAGUAACAGUAUAUUCUUUGUAUAGUGUAGUAUACAAACUAUUAUGAUUUAUGCUACUUAAAAUAUUAAAAUAGAGUGGUCUGUGUUC